This is a messenger RNA of Alternaria postmessia, 1092 nucleotides long. RefSeq lists its product as uncharacterized. The transcript is spliced from 2 exons. The coding region runs from base 1 to 1092 and encodes 363 amino acids. NCBI's taxonomy places the organism in Eukaryota, Fungi, Ascomycota, Dothideomycetes, Pleosporales, Pleosporaceae. The record is from RefSeq and is a predicted model, not a curated record.
AUGCCGCACACACAGCCAGUUCUCUUGACCUCAAGACACCUUCCAAUCUCGAAGAUAUUGCACUUCAACGCCCCCUUUGUCGCUACCUUGUCUAUCCCACCCGAACACGACAAACACAUUCGUCUCAGCAUGAGCAAUCCGCAAGCCACGCUACAGAGACAUGCUCUCAACCGCAUAUCAACGUUCAUGGUUGUAAUCUUCACCCUCAUCACGAGAGUGGUUGAUUCCCGUGUACUGUUGCGCAAAGAGACAGUCGGUAAUGAACUGCAUCUGUUCUUCUGCCACAAAGAAGACUUCGGCGAUCAAUUUGUUGCUCAAGAAACCGGAUACACCUCCAUUGAGGCAGAGGAAGCUAUGGAAUCCCACAAUUAUUGCGUCUUCGUGUGCAAGGUCUUUGCUGGUAUGCUGGCUUGGUUGAUCGAGGGUGCGCCAAGUUCCAAGCUCCACCUUCCAAUCACAGUCGAUGAAGCAGACUUGAACGAGGUCUUCGAAGUCCAGCCUGUCGUUUGCAUCGAUGUCAUUACCUGGGAACGGAGAAGAGUCGCACCCGUUCACACAAUGUUCAAGAUCCUCUCCUCGGACGCCUACCCAAAAUCAGACGGACUCGUUGAGGAAGAGGGAUUGUACAUCGAUGCUUCAGCGCCUCAAUACCUCCGCACGGCUGGACUAUACGCCGUCUGCAGUUAUCCUGCACGACCACAAUCCUCUACGCAGCUUGGUGGUGCCUACGAGGCUCACCUCAAGAAGUUACAUCAAGCCGCUACUUGGAGCAAUUACAGAACAGAGGCCGUUAUCCGAACGAUCAACAACAAGAUAUACGCGAAGAUGAAUGGGCUUGGAGGGCCUAGGAUUCUGCUGGAUAAAGACAUCGCGAAGUGGGAAAGCUUCGAGAGGGAGAUGCUUGCUUCCGUCGAGAUCAGUCUUCGGUCUCUGGUUACCAAUCUAGACCUCCUGUACAUUCCCGUACCCGAUAGGGAGACACACCACAAGCUCAUCGCUCAAGACUGUUUUGAUACCGGCCAUGAGAAGAUCAUGGAAUCUCUGGAGCGAGUCUCGGCUCGUAAAGAGAUCAUGAUAUGGCAAGGCAUUUGA